Molecule: messenger RNA, 1528 nt
Organism: Mus pahari (shrew mouse)
Lineage: Eukaryota; Metazoa; Chordata; Mammalia; Rodentia; Muridae
Gene: Lat2
Product: linker for activation of T cells family member 2
Exons: 13
Coding region: 129-740 (203 amino acids)
Biological process (GO): calcium-mediated signaling; B cell activation; B cell receptor signaling pathway
Cellular component (GO): plasma membrane
Source: RefSeq, a predicted model, not a curated record
CUGACUUGCCCGCUGCUCGCCAGAGUCAGUGGUGUUGGCAUCAGCUUGGGCAGGUGUGCGGCAUAGGAUGAAGGGGCCAUGGUGAGGAGCCCUCACCCUCAGCCUUACAGCCUCCUCCCCAAGCCAGCAUGAGUGCCGAGCUGGAGCUGCUGUGGCCGGUGUCGGGAUUAUUGCUACUGUUGUUGGGGGCCACAGCCUGGCUGUGUGUCCACUGCUCCCGCCCAGGAGUGAAGAGAAAUGAGAAAAUCUAUGAGCAGAGGAACCGGCAAGAAAAUGCACAGAGCUCAGCUGUGGCUCAGACGUACUCCUUGGCCAGGCAGGUGUGGCCAGGACCCCAGAUGGACACAGCUUCAGACAAGUCAUUUGAAAGGAAGAACAAGAUGCUGUUCUCCCACCUUGAGGGUCCUGAGUCCCCUAGGUACCAGAACUUCUACAAAGGAAGCAGCCAGGAGCCUGAUGCUGCCUAUGUAGACCCCAUCCCCACAGACUACUACAACUGGGGGUGUUUCCAGAGGCCCUCAGAAGACGAUGAUUCCAACUCCUAUGAGAAUGUGCUCGUCUGCAAGCCCAGCACCCCUGAGUCAGGUGUCGAGGAGUUUGAGGAUUACCAGAACUCAGUAUCCAUCCAUCAGUGGCGAGAGUCCAAGAGGACUAUGGGUGCGCAAAUGUCCCUAUCGGGAAGCCCAGAUGAGGAACCAGACUACGUGAAUGGAGAUGUGGCCACAGCAGGGGAAACCUAGGAGAGGCUCAACCGGAAGGAAGAAGGGCCUGAGGAUGGAGGAUCAGAUCGGGAGCUCCAGAGUUUACUGCCUGCUGAAUAAAGCCCGUUCUCCAGGGAUGCUCAAGUUUCACACCCUGGCUGUGGCCGCCCCAGGGAGGGGCACCGGAACUGCCUGACACUCUGCCUGGGAGACACUGGGAACCGCCAGAGUCACACCCCUCAAGUGAUGCCCUGGACUUCUUUGGGGGCAAAGCAAGUGCCCAGGAGAUAUUGACUGUGCUGACUAGAAGCCCAGGACCCGAGGCAAGAUGUGUCCCCAGUCUCACUUCUAAAAUGAGGCACAACACUGGCAUUUGUGUGUGUGUGUGUGGGGGGGGGGUUGUUUUGGCUGUAGGCUCUCACUAAGUUACUCAGGCUGAUCUCAAACUUGCAGUCCUCCAGCCUCAGUCCUAGUGUUGAGAUUACGUCAUACCAGUUGUUUUUUUUUUCUUGGUUUGGACCUCAGUUUUCUUAUGAAUGUCAACUUCUAGGACUGUUUCUAUGACUCUUUUUGUAGUUAACUAAAGUUGCUGGAGUCGUAUUUAAUAUUGUCAAUGUCAGGGGACUCCCUGUCUCAGAGCAUUACGUGAACUAACCGUAGCAGAUGAAUGGGGUGUCGGGUAACCUGGGAUCGCUUUGGUUUCUUAGUGGGCUCCAGUUUGUUCUGAUCUUCCAUUUCUGCAGGGACCUUGUGGGUCAGUGAUGGGGAAAUAAAACUGCCCCCUCACCAGACAUCAAUAAACCCUGUAAGAGCAGGUGCUGCACGCA